Cucurbita pepo subsp. pepo (vegetable marrow) is the source of this 3942-nucleotide messenger RNA. RefSeq lists its product as uncharacterized. NCBI's taxonomy places the organism in Eukaryota, Viridiplantae, Streptophyta, Magnoliopsida, Cucurbitales, Cucurbitaceae. The record is from RefSeq and is a predicted model, not a curated record.
AUGAAAAUAGUUUAGAACUUCGAAAUAAUACAUUGAAAUUUUAAAAGACACUUUUUUUAAUGUUUGAGCUGGUUAACAGUCUUUUUAUUGUUUCGAAUCACUUCCGUGAAGAUAUUUGAUCGACUAAACGACCAUUUGGGCUAAAAAACGAUGGUGCUUCUUUCACUAUCUUGGUUUCUGUCCAUUUUUCAUUUAAAAAAACUAUCCCUCUCUCUCUUUCUCUCUCUAAAUCAGCCAGUGAAAAUGCUUAUCUUGUAGGCUGCAUGUCAUUCUCCUCUAGUCUUGUUCAUGUCUCUUUACUUGAGCCUUCAUUUUCCACUAAAUUAGCCUCUUCAAUACCAUUUAUUGUUUCCUUGUAAGCUCUUCCCAUGCCCUUGCCUAAACUCCAUUGCCACUCUUUCUUCCACAGCAUAACCUACUCUGAAAGCUCAUCCUUUUUAGUCAUAACUCCAAAAUGUCCUCCUAACGCCAAUUGAUUCCUGGCCUCACGUCUCAGACUGCACACUUGGUACUUUUCUGAAAUGGGUCUGCUUAAAGUUGCACUUUUGGUUUGUCUUUGUUGGGUUUUUUCUCUUUUAUGUUUAGGAGCUCGCUGCCAUGGUUCUGAGAUCACUGUGAAGUUCUUGGAGGUCCCUAAUGCUUUCUCACGCUUAAACUCAGCCACAUUUGUGUUUGAAAUUUUAGUGAACGGCCACCGCGAUAAUUGCAAGCACUGCAACAUCAGUUGCUCGCUGGAUAACAGCCACUCUUUAAACUGUAAUGACAGAAAGAUUUUCUACUCUGAUUUGGUGGAUGGAGAGCAUAGAUUCAAGGUCUGCACUAAUUUUUCCAAGGGAGUUGGCUGUUCUAGCCACAACUGGACUGUUGAUACAGUUCCGCCCACAGCAUCUAUUAUGGCCUCAACAGCAUUCACAAACGCUCUAAAUGUUUCUGUAAAUAUAUCUUUCUCAGAACCUUGUAAUGGUGGAGGUUUCGGAUGUUCAUCUGUCGAGGCCUGCAACCUACUGGUAUAUGGUGAAGGGAAUGUUAUACCAUCAUCUUUCAAAGUUCUUCAGCCCAACCUCAAAUAUUCACUUUCUGUGGCCUUGGCAUCUACCAUUCAAUAUGGAAGAAUUAUAUUAGUAAUGGAUAAGAACUUCUGUACUGAUAGUGCAGGAAACAUAUUCACAAGAACAGAAAAUUCCAUUUCUUAUGUACACUUUGAUAGAAGAAAACUAGUUCCUAACCUGAAAACUCGUGUUCCCGAAAGGCUAAUCCAGCUCAACGACGACAUCAGACUGGUACAAGCAACAAAUAAAUAUGAUAACUUAAAGCUCUAUUUGUACUUUUCAGAGUCAGUUCUUAAUUCAUCUCUGGAAGUUUUGAAUUCUCUUGAAGUAAGCAAAGGCAGGUUGCUUCCAAUUCAUGGAAGGAGUCUCGGAAAUCGCAGAUUCAGCUUUUCGGUCACAAAUGUUUCGGGAAUUGCCAUAAUCACAGUAAGCCUCAAGCCUAACUCUAUAAUAAGCAGACAAGGAAAUCCUGUUUCACCACUUCCACCAGUUACUUUCCUUUAUGAUUCUCUUAGGCCCACCGUGAUGCUUAGUACAACUACUUAUACGAGGACAAAAGACGAAAGAUUUUCGGUCUCUGUGAGUUUCGUUAAGCCUGUAUUUGAUUUCAACUCAUCCUGUGUAUCGAUUCGUGGAGGUCGUUUGCUAAGCUUUCGUGAGAUGGGCAGGAAUACGUACUCCCUUGAAGUACAAGCUGAGCAUAAAGUCGUAUCUGUCAGUGUCCCUGAAAAUGUAACAGUCGACGUUGCAGGAAAUCGUAAUCUAGCAUCGAAUGUUCUGCAAGUGUGGCACUAUUCUAUACCGAAAAUAUCUACCGUCGUUUCGAUCUUUACAAUCGCUACAUUCACGGCAACAUCCCUUGCAGCAGGACUACUGACUGUAUCAACAGCUAGCCUUCAAUCAGAAGGAGUAUUCAUGAGAUCAUCUUCUUUUCUGACAUAUAAUCCUACAAGGAACAUUUUCAGAAUUGCUUGCCACAUUCAAAUUUUCGCGCUAUCUAUAUGGCUGCCGGUUACAUUGCCUGUUGAGUACUAUGAAUUUGCUAAGGGUUUGCAAUGGAGUAUUCCUUACCUUAGGCUUCCCUGGGAAAAUGAACAUGAUCGUCCUGAUAUAAGUGGCUACAGCCCCUUUACUGGAUCAAAUCCUUAUCUUUCCAAAACUCUUCAUUCAGAAGCUCUUCAAAACAAGGUUCCAGGCGAUAACUUUACUAUGGUUGAUCAGUUAUAUGGAUUGCCCCUUACUCCAAUGGAAUACAGAUCAUUUUUUGAGAGCCAAAAUAUCAAACCCCAAGCUGAUAAUAUUUUUGGAGCAGGAAGUUACAGUCGCAGGUGGAAUGAUUUAUACAGAAGCAUGUUCUGGUUUGGAGUUUUUGCUGGCAGUUUGAUAUUUCUCCAUGCGCUUUUCCUUCUUAUCAUGAAAUGUCGAAAGAAAAUAUACAACACACAGGGAAGCUAUGGAGCACUUACCUUCCCUAGAUUUGAGAUAUUCCUUGCAUUUGUAGCACUACCUUCCAUGUCCAUGGCCUCAGGCGCGCUAUUCCGAGGUGGAGCUCUGGCAGGAGUAAUAGUUGGAGUUUUGCUGCUCGGCGUUCUGUCGCUUCUUUUGCUAGCCUUACUGUUGUUUCUGUCGAUCGGAAUCACGUUCGGGAAGCUACUUCAGUACAAAGAAGUUCAUCAAGAAGGCCAGAAAUUUCAUUGGUAUCAAGAACUUGUUCGUGUAACUCUAGGUCCUGGCAAGAGAAGUCAAUGGACUUGGAAAAACCAGCCAAACUCUGUUUUCCUGAUCAUUUUUGGGCCAAUGUUUGAAGAUCUUAGAGGUCCCCCAAAGUAUAUGCUUUCUCAGAUUUCUGUGGCGAAUCCCAACAAACGUGGCGAUCGGAUUAUUGACUCCGACGAUGAAACAGAAGAUGCCGAAGCACCAUUCAUCCAAAAGCUGUUUGGCAUCCUUCGGAUAUACUAUACGCUCCUCGAAUCUAUCAGACGAGUCACUCUUGGAAUCAUGGCUGGUGCCUACAAGGAAACACUGUCUUCCAGAACUCCAACGGUUGCCUUACUAUGUAUCUCAUCAUUUCAGCUGUUUUUCCUUGUUCUCAAGAAGCCAUUUAUCAAGAAAAAGGUUCAGUUGGUCGAAAUCAUUUCGAACACAUGUGAAGUCAGUCUUUUUGCUAUUUGUGCAGUUCUCAUAGAUAACGACUUUUCAAUCAGUGCUCGGACGAAACUCGGAAUAACCAUGCUGGUGCUGUUCCUUAUAGGCUACUGUCCUCAACUGAUCAAUGAAUGGUAUGCUUUGUACAAACAGGCAAAGCAGCUUGACCAUGCUGGGAAAUCUUUCUUUUCAGGACUCAAAGUGGCUUUUAUUGGAUUCCUCCUCCUGUUUCUCCCACAGGGAUUCACUAGAAACUUGGAAAGUAUAUUCUCAGUGAACCUUAAUGGAGACUCCGAAACCGUGGAUAACUCAUCCGAUAGGAACUUGUCUGUCAGUCGAAGCUCGAGUAAUGAGAAACCAUGGUUGAAACAACUUCGGAAGUUGGCAAAGGCAAGCUUCACUAAAGAGCAAGGUGGAACUUCAAAUGAUCCUUCAGGAAGCGGUACACGGUGGAGCGGACUAUGGGGGCGGAGAAGUAGGAGCAGAAGUAGUAGAAGCUCCUCCAUAAGUUCAUCUGAUUUCCGGUCUAAAUCCAGAGGCUUGUACAAGGAAUUUGAAACCAUUUUUUCAUCCAAGUGAAACUAAAACACAAAUGUAUUAGUAUGAUCUUCUGAAGUUCAUUCAUUGGUAGUUUAUCAUCCCAUAGUUGGAUCAUUUUGGGUGUAGAAUACAGACGAUUGGGUUCUAAGCUGUGAUUGGUUCCAUAGUUGGAUCAAAUGUAUAAGAGCUUCAGACUUAUUCUCAUGCA